AUGUUUUUUCUCAAAGAUCUAUCGUUGAAUCUUACACUUCACCCAUCAUAUUUUGGUCCUCAGAUGGACCAGUAUCUAAGGGAUAAGUUAUUAAGUGACGUGGAGGGAACAUGUACAGGUCAGUUUGGCUAUAUUGUGUGUGUGCUUGAUUCAAUGAAUAUAGAUGUGGGGAAAGGCCGAAUCAUACCCAGUUCAGGAAUGGCAGAGUUUGAAGUGAAGUACCGUGCCGUGGUGUGGAAACCUUUCAAAGGUGAAGUUGUGGAUGGGGUGGUAACAACAGUGAAUAAAAUGGGAUUUUUUGCCGAUGUUGGUCCAUUAUCAGUGUUUGUGAGCACGCAUCUAAUACCCUCGGAUAUGAAAUUCAACCCAUCGGCGAAUCCCCCUGCAUACUCAAGUCCAGAUGAAAAUAUUGAGAAAGGCUCAAAAGUAAGGUUGAAAAUUGUAGGAACGAGAACUGAUGUGAAUGAAAUAUAUGCAAUUGGAAGUAUCAAGGAAGAUUACCUCGGACCUAGUCCAAUGUAA
Lodderomyces elongisporus is the source of this 522-nucleotide messenger RNA. RefSeq names its product DNA-directed RNA polymerase II subunit (gene RPB7). The record is from RefSeq and is a predicted model, not a curated record. Gene Ontology annotation, cellular component: P-body; RNA polymerase II, core complex. The coding region runs from base 1 to 522 and encodes 173 amino acids. The transcript has a single exon. Gene Ontology annotation, biological process: DNA-templated transcription; transcription initiation at RNA polymerase II promoter; positive regulation of translational initiation. Gene Ontology annotation, molecular function: single-stranded DNA binding; single-stranded RNA binding; translation initiation factor binding. Lineage: Eukaryota; Fungi; Ascomycota; Pichiomycetes; Serinales; Debaryomycetaceae.